Messenger RNA from Fundulus heteroclitus (mummichog), 2404 nucleotides. RefSeq names its product host cell factor C2. Gene Ontology annotation, biological process: regulation of DNA-templated transcription; chromatin remodeling. The record is from RefSeq and is a predicted model, not a curated record. NCBI's taxonomy places the organism in Eukaryota, Metazoa, Chordata, Actinopteri, Cyprinodontiformes, Fundulidae. The transcript is spliced from 17 exons. Gene Ontology annotation, cellular component: histone methyltransferase complex. Bases 72 to 2276 code for a protein of 734 amino acids. Gene Ontology annotation, molecular function: protein binding; transcription coactivator activity.
UGCUCCUUGGCUCCGCCCCCACCUUUGAAACGUCAACAGCGGCAAACUUUCGGGCUCCUUUGGGGGGGAAAAUGAGCGGCCGAGUCGAGGCGCCGCGGUGGAGGAAGGUGCCCUCCGUUACCGGAGUCAUCCCGCGGUCCAGGCACGGACACCGGGCGGCGGUGAUCCGCGAGCUGAUCAUCGUUUUCGGGGGAGGGAACGAGGGGAUAGCGGAGGACCUCCACGUUUACAACACGGUCUCAAAGCAGUGGUUUCUUCCUGCGGUGAGGGGGGACAUCCCGCCCGGGUGCGCCGCUCAUGGCUUUGCCUGCGAGGGCACGCGCAUCCUGGUCUUUGGCGGCAUGGUUGAGUACGGGAAGUACACAAACAGCCUGUACGAGCUUCAGGCCAGCCGGUGGCUUUGGAAGAAGCUGAAGCCGAGGGCCCCCAGAAACGGCUCCCCUCCGUGCCCUCGGAUCGGGCACAGCUUCACCCUGUUGGGGGGCAAGUGUUACCUGUUUGGAGGCCUGGCCAACGACAGCGAGGACCCCAAUCGCAAUGUGCCGAGGUACCUGGACGACUUCUACGAGCUGGAGCUGCAGCCGACGACGGGGGCCAAAGGCUGGAACAUCCCUGACACCAAGGGCGGCGGCCCGUCUGCGCGGGAGUCCCACACCUGCGUCGCCUACUCGGGCCUGGGUUCCCCCAAGCUCUACGUGUUUGGGGGGAUGCAAGGAUGCCGCCUGAAUGACCUCUGGCAGCUUGAUCUCAACUCCAUGGUUUGGUCCACGCCCCAGACGUACGGCUCCACUCCUCUACCCAGAAGUCUUCACUCGGCGAACGUCAUUGGAAACAAGAUGUAUGUUUUUGGCGGCUGGGUUCCCGUCCCGGGGUCAGACGGACACAUUACCGCCGGAACCGAGUGGAUCUGCUCCAACUCUUUGGAUUGUCUUAACUUCGACGCCAUGUUCUGGGAGAGCCUGAGCCCAGAGCAGCAGGACGACGUGGAAUCGCAGCCGGCGAACCCGGGCCCGCAGGUCGACGACCCGUACGCCUGUUGGCCCAGAGCCAGGGCGGGCCACUGCGCCGCCUCCGUCGGCCCCAGGCUUUACAUCUGGAGCGGCCGCGACGGCUACCGCAAGAGCUGGAACUACCAGGUGUGCUGCAAGGACCUCUGGUACCUGGAGACAGAUCGACCCGCCACACCAGAAGGCGUGAUGCUGGUCAAAUCCACCAUCAGCAUGCUGCACGUGGCGUGGCGCCCCCUGGCUGGAGCAGACUGCUACAUCCUUCAGAUGCAGCCUGUGGCCAGGCUUCCAGCCGCCAAGUCGGUGGAGACGGCCGGAGCAGAAAGUGGGAAACCUGCAGGUGCCCAGUCUCUUCAGAAUCCAAACGCGGACACGUCCGGUCCAGAACAGAAGGCGUCGGCCCAGUUCCAGGAUCCAUCAGUGCAACCAGACGGAACCAAAGCAGAGGAUUGGAGUGCCGGGAGAGGGACGGAGGUCUCGGGGUCCAAAAAAUGCGCUGGAGGGGCGAUGGAAGACAGCAGCUCAGCUCUGCAGCAGCCAGACAAACAAAUCGCUUCAGCUGACAGAGCGGGGGAUCUGUACACCAACACAGAUCAGGUCAAGGAGAAUCAAGAUGGCGCCACGUGGUUCGACGUGGGUGUGUUUAAAACGCUGUACUCUGAGGUCAGCCACUACUUCCUGCCCGCUGAAGACAACCAGCCGCUCCACCAGAAGAAGCUCCCCGGGCCUCAGGACUAUCAGGGCAGGGAGAAGAGAGAGCUGAGUCCAGGCCAGAUGUACAGGUUCAGAGUCGCGGGAAUAAACUGCUUCGCUCAGGGAGACUUCAGCCCAGCCAGCGAGUUUAGGACCUGCCACCCCGGCUUUCCCGGAGCGCCCGCUGCCGUCAAAAUUUCCAAGGUCGGUGAUUCGGUGCAGAUUACCUGGGAGGCGCCCUCGUCUCCGUCAGGCCGGAUCGUGGAGUACUCCAUGUACCUGGCGGUGAGGAAGAGCCGCUCCAGCUCCGAUCGGCCGGGGCAGAUGGCCUUCAUCCGCAUAUACCGCGGCACCAAGACAUCCUGCCUGGUCAGCUCCUCCCAGCUGGAGAACGCCCACAUCGACAGCUCCCUGUCCAGCCGCCCCGCCGUCGUCUUCCGCAUCGCGGCCAAGAAUGAGCAGGGCUACGGGCCGGCGACGCAAAUCCGCUGGAUCCAAGAUCCCAUUAACGUGCGGGUCUCAAAAACAGACAGCAGUGCUGAGGCAGAUCCAGACGCAGCUGACAGCUCCAGCUGAGACGGUCCUGGACCGGCUACUUGAAAAGAAAUCCACUCAGGAAGUUGAAUUGAACAUUUCCUAAACAUCUUUCCUAAUUUAUUUUUCUGUUUGUGAUGAAGCUGUAAAUAGAUGAAUGGAUAAUUUAA